AGUUACGGUCUAAGACAAAAUAGUUCAGCGGAAAAUUUCCUUUAGAAAACUUAUAAAUUGACGCAAAAACCACGGAAGAAACAAAAAGAUGUUGAUUUUUCAGUACUUACUUAAAAAUUCAGCAAAAUCAUUGAAGAUUUUUAAGCCAAAUAAAGCUUUUUAGACCCCAGGGUUUGAGAAAUAAAAAAAUGACCCCUAAUCGACUCAGUCGAAUGUCACAGGUCUCAGCUCUCAAGUCUCAAUUCUCAGUUCUCAGAUCUCAUGUUCAAGUCCAAGUGAUUUAGUACGAGAGACCUACGACCUGAGCCCCGAGCCCAGAGACAUAAACCGUGAGACCGACGAUCUGAAUUAUACUACUUAAGUCCUGAGUAAUAGGUCUCAUUCCUCAGGCCUAUGUAAGUUCUCAGGUUUAUGUCACAGUUAAAGCUCUCAAGUCUCAAUUCUCAGUAUUCAGGUCUCAUGUCUCAUGUAUCAUAUCUCAUGUUUUACGUCUCAUGUCCCAUAUCCUACGUCUCAAGUUUCAGCGCUAAUUCCAGUUACUUUUAAGGCUAUUCGUUUAGUAAUCUUAUUCAAUCUCUUGUUCUUCAACUGGUCUUGACCUUGAUAGUGAUUCUGAUGCUGAUCCUUAUCCUUAUCUUGAACUAAAUCUUUAUGUUGAUUAAUAUUCUUAUCCUGAUCUUGGUCCAAAUUCUGAUCGAAUUAUGCUGAAUCAUCCUGAACCUGUUCCUGCUUAUGAUCUUGAUCCUGAUCUUGCAUUUGAUGCUGAAAAUGAUCCUAAUACUGAUCCGAAAAUUGACUCUCAUCAUGAUCUUAAUCCACUAUCAGAUUCAGAAAUUGAUCCAGAUCCUCAUCCUGAUUCUGAUCUCGAUCCUCAACCUAAUCUUAAUCCAGAUUCUAAUGCAGAUUUCCAUCCUAAACCUGAUCAUGAUUUUUAUCUCAUCCCUUAAAAAUAUUGAGAUCUGUCAAAAUUAAAUUUAUUUAAAAAUAUUGAACAACCUUUCGGAGUUCAUCAUUUUCUCCAUUAACCUCGGACAGCGGAAAAUCCCCCCGGGAAUCCGUGGGCCGAAAGCAUCUGCUUUUCAUCAAAAUCAAUUUGCUGCCGGUGGGCGUUAUUUUCGGAUGGUGUUUAUUGGAGUACGAUGAUGAUGCGCACAAUUUUCACGCAAAUGUGCAUUCCCUGCCGAUAUGAGCUAUUUUCCAAUUUUCUAUGAAUAGAUUAAGGUUUUUGUUUUUAUUAUUUACCCAUAUCCAUGCAAGCAUUUCCGAUCGUAACCUUUAUGUUUAACGUUUUCUACAGCUCCUCAGAAUCUGAAAAAAUAACAUAAAAGUACAAGCAAGCCGUGAAAAACAAGUGCCAAAUUGUUUGCCAAAGUUCAUACCAAAAAUUAGCGAUAAGUUCAGUUUAAAAAAGUGUUUUCAACGAUGAGUGAUCGAGAAAAUCGAUAAAAAGAGCAAACAUCCGGAAAAUCUAACGUAGUGAGCUCGCUAAGCCAUUGCAUGAUUUGUUUUGAUUAGCCGAACGCAUUCAAGUUCGAUCGUCGAUUGUGGUCGGCUGAGUCAGCAACGCUCAAAUACCUACCAAAGAAAAGCAACAUUACCGAAGGAAUAUUUGUUGUACUAAAGUUAGAGAAAAGUGCCGAGUAGUAUCGUGAUUAACGUCCAAGCAGGCCUUGGGCACGUGGCCACACCCCGAACAGUUCGGGGAGGGAAAAGAAGGAAAAUCCUACCGAGGCGAGGAAAACCGCCCAUCAAAUGACCAUAGCAGCAGCCGCCAUCAUCGAUCAUGUCCGGAAUUUUCAAAUACACUCCCAACCGGGCGGCGGCCAGCACUCCGAAUCGGCGGUCAGCGUUCGGCGUUACCGGAUUCGGUGGAAGUCCCGGACACCAACAGGAUGCCACCAUGGAUAACUCAUAUUCGAUGGGCUUCCGGUCGCCGUCGAUGAGCGCCCUGGCCGGCCAAACGUCCCCGGCCCAGGGCCGAUCGUUGCGCGAGUAUGAGGAGCAGAUGUCCGCCCUGCGCAAGGAGAACUUCAACCUCAAGCUGCGCAUUUACUUCCUGGAGGAGAACACUGGAAUGGGUGGAGGCAGCAGUGCCAGUGGGAGUGCCGGCGUUGGAGCCGUCGUUGGGCCCACCGGCAGUGGAUCCUCCCUGAUCGGGGGUCACGCUUCUGUGCCUCCGUCUUCCGAGGGAGGUGCGCCGGAAAAUUUGUUCCGCCAGAAUAUCGAUCUGAAGGUUGAGGUGGAAUCCCUGCGGCGUGAUCUGCAAGAGAAGCAGGAUCUGCUGUGCCAAGCGGCCAAAGCCAUGGAGCUGAUGGAGGCUAGCCAGCGGAAGGCCGACGAGCAACACCAGGAAAUCAUCGGCGACAUGGAGCAUCGAUUGGAGAUGCUGCAGCAUGAAAUUAAAACCAUGGAGGCGGCCGAAAGGCAACAGCACCAGCAGAUCGCUGCCAGUAAUGCCACCGUGAAUCUAACCGGUCGCGCUCGAUUCAACGAAACCGGUCUGCUGGAUUUCCUGGACAAGAUGGAGCAUCGCGAUUUGAGCGUUCAGGAUAAACUGCACAGCGCCGAUAUGGAGAAUGCAAUCCGGCAGUGCCACGAGCAGAACGAAGAACUCUGCCACAGGAUCGGAGAGCUGCACAAACAGCUGGAGGAGAAGGAACGGUUGAUUUCAAGCAUGGAGGCCGAUUUGAACGAACUACGGUUCGAGUGUGCCGAGAUGAAGGACAAACUCGAGGAGAACGACAGAUCAACGUCGGAUGCAGAGGUUCAUCGAUUGAAGAAGGAUCUCUUCGAGACAAAGUCCGAGCUGGCCGACAAGCUGUGCAUGCUGGACGAUGCCGAGACGAAGCUGAAGGAAAAGACCGCCGAGCAUCUGAAGUCGGUCCACGUGGUUCAAAAUUUGCUGAAAACGAUCACCGAACGGGAGAAGGAAAUCGCUCGGCUGAAGCGAAAUUCGAACUCAGAACCAACCGCCAAAGAACCCGCCGUUAAAAAGCAAAUUUCGAACCCGGACAACAAUGAAACAUCCAACGCACUGGCAGCUUCUGCACCAAUAGUGGACCAGAACGAGCAACCCGUUUCCCAGGACGAAUACGACGCCCUGUGCCGGCGGUUGAAGGCGCUACAGAAGAAGAACGACAGCCUGAUCCAACGGAUUACCAGUGGCUGCACCAAUGAUCGCAGCAACGAGAACAUCAUCAUCAAACAGCUGAACGAAGAACUGAUUCAGGCGAGGGAGGAAACCGACAAAGCCAACCGGUGGCGCAAGGAAUGCGUAGAGCUCUGCCAGAUAUCGACCGCCCGGCUGGAAGAACUGGCCGGCUUCCUGGAUUCGCUUCUUAAGAACAAAGAGUUUAGUGGCUCGCUUUCGAUGGAUCGGAGGAAGGCGAUCAGAAAGGCUGUAGACAGGAGCCUGGACUUGAGCAGGAGUUUGAACAUGUCGAUAUCGGUAACUGGAUUUUCGCUUCCUGAAAAUAGUUUGGCUCAUUUGAGCUGUUUGAGCGGCUUCCUCGAUGGAACAGGGGUAGAAGAAAGCUUCUUAGGAAACAAUAAGGAGAACAAGAAUUUCAAUUCUGCGAAUAUUGUCGGUGGAAGUGCGGCCAAGGUCAUUGAAAGUCUGGAAGCCGAAAAUCGUGAAUUGCGAGGACAGCUCGAAGGCCAACGUGGUCGAAAGAGUGUCGAAGUAAAAAGAAGGUUGAUACCCGUACUGACGGAACCUCUUUCAGAUUCGGAAGCAUGGUCUGAACCGGAUCGAGAUGUUUCUUUGGCCCGUAUCGGGCUGGAAGAACGAGCAUCUGUUAACAACUCGGCCAGUAAAGGAAAGCCUGCCAAUGGCAGAGGAACCAUCCUUCAGGAACUUAGUUCCACCUCUGAGAAUGAGGCCAACAUUGGUCUAUCUAGAAAGCAAAUCCAAGAGCUCAAACAACUACAAGAAAGUCUGCAAGAGAAGGAUAGUAAAAUUCUGGAGAUCCAAAGUCGGUUAGUAGACUUGGACAGUAAGCUUCAGGAAGAAAGAAUGAAGGCCUCAAGAACCCAGGCAGAAUUAGAAAAUACUCGUCACGUAAAUCAACGGCUAGAGAAAGAAAAUGGUGUUCAAAUGGAACGAAUCAGUGAAACGGAAGUGCGGCUGAACGAACUCACCCGUGAAAUUCACCAGAAAGAUGAAAUUAUCGAAAAGCUCAAGAAAGAUAGAGAGCAAGCAUUCGUUGAUCUACGAGUCGCGGUCAUGAAACUCGAUACACUGCGCUCCGAACAUCAGGAAAUUCAACAUAAACACCAAACCCAAAUAGACAACUUACUUGCUCAAGAAAGAAAACGCUUAGAAAAUCUCCGUCAGGAACUAACAGAGUCUUUCGACAGUCAAUUAAAAGCUAAACAAGCAUCCUUUGAUGCUAGCCUUACAGAAAGCUACAUAUCCAAAAACAUCUACCAAGAAAAAAUAAAAGAACUAAACGAGCUGCACUUCCGGCUAGAAGACGCCCAUCUAAAUUUAGUUACAAUGUCCGAAGAGGAAUCAAAACUCAAGCACAAAGUGACCGAGGCCGAAAAGAGUGUACAAACCAUGCGCAAGACAUUGGAUGAAACCACCCUUCAGGCUUCCAAGGCUGCCAUUGAACGAACAAAGGCACUCAACGAAAAACGGAUGCUUGAAGACGAACUAAAACACGUUCGCACGGACCUUGAAACCAUCAAGGCAGAGAAAAACAAACUCAACACACAAUUAGUAGAGCUUCAAGCAUUAAUGCAGGCCCAAGCAGCCCAACGAUCACCACCCAAACGCCUCAACAGUAGCACAUCUGGUGCCGAAGGAUCUGCCGGAUCCGGAUAUACAUCGGAAGAACUGCUCGUAGCAGGAGUCAAUCGGUGCGCCAUCAAAACCGAAAGCAGCAAACGUCGGCUGGAGAACUCUUCGCCCGAUCUCGGUAUCGAAAGUGACGCCGGGCGCCUGUCCAACACCGAAAGCGUCGGUAAGCAGAGGGGAACGGAAACCGGAACAAGUCCGGCAAGGCCACUGCUCAAAACACUGGAACUCACCAAGUCAAUGAGCGACCUGUUGCUAGUGGAAUCGAAAGAAGAAGCCAAACCGCAGCUCAAUUCGUCUGGGGAGGUCGAAGGCGGUGAGAGUAACCGAUUGUCCGUGAAUCACGAUUGCGUCAAAAUCGAGGCCGACUUUGCCGAGCUGAAGCGUCGCUACAAGCAAACCCGGCGGCACCUGGAGCUCGCCUACGACAGUAUCAAAUCGUCCAACAAACGUAAGGAGCAGUUGGAACGGGAUAUCAAGCAGCAAAUCCAGAAGACGAACGUGGUGCUGAAAACGGUCCGCACAAACAUGACCAACGAGCUGGAGAAGUCUGCCUCCGGUGGCGCCUUGCCGUCGAGCAGUAGCUAGUUUGGUGGUGGUGUUCACCUGUUUCGUCCCGGUGGUGUUAAACCCGUUUCGUCCCAUAACAUUGGGAACAAUCAUUAACCAACCAUCAUUCCUGAGACAAGCGUGUGUCGUUCUGUGGUUGUGCAUCGAAUGAAUAGUGGCAAACGUGCUGCCUGCGCUAAAAAAAUUGUUUCCAGCCGUGUGGUAACUGCGUGCGCAAUAAGCCUUCUCCCGUGUCCGUAGAGGAAAUAAUAUUGUACAGUAGCACCUUUCUAGGACCCUGUAUAUGUGUAACUACGAGUGAAUAUUUUUGCGUAGGAGAGAAUGUUUGUGAUCUUUAGGUAAUAAGCCGUUAGAAGAAGGAUACCAUUAAUGAACUCAUGCUUGAACUUAUUUUAUAAUUAAUAUUUGUUUUUGAUUUGUUCUGUAAUUCGAAACAAGUGACUGACCUUUAUCUUAACUCUACGAAUGUAUGAUUUUUUUUCACAAGCGCAAAACUCAAAACAAAACUUUGUGAGUAAAACUAACUUAUUUGUAGAACACACUACUAGUUCGAUUUUAGCCGAUGCUGUUUGUAAACAAUAAAGAAAAAUAUGUUUUACCUAAA
This is a messenger RNA of Uranotaenia lowii, 5975 nucleotides long. It is a transcript of the gene cnn, whose product is annotated as centrosomin. NCBI's taxonomy places the organism in Eukaryota, Metazoa, Arthropoda, Insecta, Diptera, Culicidae. The coding region runs from base 1784 to 5389 and encodes 1201 amino acids. The record is from RefSeq and is a predicted model, not a curated record. Gene Ontology annotation, molecular function: calmodulin binding; gamma-tubulin binding; transcription cis-regulatory region binding. Gene Ontology annotation, cellular component: microtubule plus-end; pericentriolar material; microtubule organizing center. Gene Ontology annotation, biological process: regulation of mitotic cell cycle spindle assembly checkpoint; positive regulation of DNA-templated transcription; microtubule bundle formation. The transcript has 8 exons.